AUGCGCGGUAACGUGGACCUGCUAACGAAGAAGAUAUCGCUCGCAGGAGUGAAAAAGACAAUUUCAGCUGCCACCGUCUUCAAGAGGCAAAACAAUAAGAUUGACAAAAGAAACAGUACACACCAGGCAACCCUCAGAAACUCAAAGUUUACCGGCGAAGACGCUAAUGCUACGACGUUGCUGAGCGCCAAGUCACGCUCUUCCCCACGAAGCAUAAAGAAAAGUGGAGGAAAGAAGAGAUCCUCAGGGAAGCACCCUCUGAAUUUGAUAUUCAAAGAUGCUAGCGACGAGUACCGCCGCCAUCUUUACAACACUACCUCACUCAACAUCACCGAAACUCUCAAUUCACUUCUCCAUAACCUCUACUAUAGUACUCUACGAACGAUCACCCCGGACAGUAGUCAGCAAAAUUCCAACGCCUCGCCCUCAAGGCUUUCCGGCCCAGCAAAGUACGAACGUCUAGCCACCCAACUGUAUCAGCCCAUCUCUCAGUUCAAGCUAUCACUGCAGCGUAUCGACAGUAGAGGAAAGAGUGUACGGUUUGUGCAGACACUGGAAACUCGUAUGCUACACUAUGACGAGUUGAUUGCCAAAGAGACGACAAAGCUGGGAACGCUGCAGAAAGAGUGGGAAUCUGUCGUGAGUGAGAUCUGGAAGCUGGGAGCUACAUGUCUGGGCGACGAAGCGAUGACAGAGAUGCUAUUCACUGAACAAGGAUUGUAUGAGAAGACCUUGCCACUUUCCUCAUCGCCUAUCAAAGCCACCGACGCUGAAGACACUCUGUUCGUUCCUGAGAACGACAGCUUUUCUCCACGCUACAAACCUCUUGUCGGCAAAAGGCGUGCUACUUUUCUCCGACAAGAAGAAGAAGAAGAAGAAGAAGAAGAAGAAGAAGAAGAAGAAGAAGAAGAAGAAGAAGAAGAAGAAGAAGAAGAAGAAGAAGAAGAAGAAGAAGAAGCACCAGACGUUUGUGGCAAGUACGACGCCACGCCAAUAGAUCAGUUCCCAGAUUUUAUCUAUCAACCUUCAAGUGAUCACAACGGCACGUUGCCUCUCAUUUCAGGUUUAUCUGAGGGCGAGACUAAGGAGCUGGAGAAAAUGGUGAGGGAGCUAGGCAAACAGGAGAUGGAUGAUUUCUGCAAGAUUGAAGAGGAUCAUGAGGCGUACUGGAAAAAGAAGACGGCACAGCUCGCGAAUGCGCUGAAGAGUGAAUGA
Messenger RNA from Alternaria burnsii, 1215 nucleotides. RefSeq lists its product as uncharacterized. The transcript is spliced from 2 exons. Bases 1 to 1215 code for a protein of 404 amino acids. The record is from RefSeq and is a predicted model, not a curated record. Lineage: Eukaryota; Fungi; Ascomycota; Dothideomycetes; Pleosporales; Pleosporaceae.